Molecule: messenger RNA, 1530 nt
Organism: Aspergillus welwitschiae
Lineage: Eukaryota; Fungi; Ascomycota; Eurotiomycetes; Eurotiales; Aspergillaceae
Product: RPAP1 family protein
Exons: 1
Coding region: 15-1457 (480 amino acids)
Biological process (GO): transcription by RNA polymerase II
Cellular component (GO): nucleus
Source: RefSeq, a predicted model, not a curated record
CCACUCUCAACACCAUGGCCUUUCGCGGUGAACGUUUCGUUCUUGAUCUGGGCUCUGACGAUGAGUCCCCUUCAGCCGACAGCUAUGAUGGCGCUCAGGGUGCCUCGACCCUCAACAUCCCCGGGAUGAUCGGCGAAAUCCGUGAACGCUCCCCCGCCGCGGCGCCCGCCCCGCCUACUCCAAAACCAACCACCACCGGCUUUCCAGCCCAUCGCCGUCGGGCCAAACCCUCUACAUUUAAACAGCGACGAGACCCAGCUCCGUCUGCAACUGCAUCCGCCUCUGCUUCUGCACCGGGUCCGAAGGAUGAGAAAACGGCCAUCGCGCAGGAAAAUGCGCGGCAACUGGCCUCCAUGUCGGACGCGCAGAUUGAACAUGAGCGCCAGGAACUGAUGGAAACCAUGGACACGUCUCUACUUGAGCGCUUCCUUCGUCGAGCUCGUAUCGACGCCGACGACAUCCCCACUACCAGCUCCAAGCCUACCCGCGAACAACCCGCCGCUACUGAACCAGUCCAAGACAACAAAAAAGGAAAAGAAGCAGCAGCAGCAGCAGAACCUGCUCCUCUUCCACCACCAUCAACAACAGAAACAGCAGCAACCACCAAACCACCCUCCCCCAAGAACGACACCUCCCAAGAUGACGUCCCACCAACCCAAAUUCCCUCGGACCUCCACGCCGCCGCCGAACUUCCCCCCUCAGGCAGCGUACACUUCCCCGCGCCUCCAUCCCAAGCCUCCCCAAUGCCCAACCUAGACCCGUCCUCACCCUCAUUCCUCUCCGACCUCCAAACCCAUUACUUUCCUAACAUCUCACACGACCCCUCCGCCCUCUCCUGGCUACAACCCCCCUCCGCAGACCCCGAAGACCCGGACUCCACGUCCGCCUACCACCCCGCCAGCAACGCCGAAGCCAUCCACCCAGCCAACCUACGCUUCUCUCUCCUCGGCACGGUGCUCUCCCCAUCAACCUCUCUCUCCCUUCCCACGACCCUGGGCCUACAUCAUCACGGCAAAGACCCCCAUGCAGCGGGGUACACCAUUCCCGAACUGGCCAUCCUGAGUCAGUCGACGUUCCCGGCGCAACGGUGUAUCGCGUGGCAGGUUCUCGGGCGGAUUCUGUUCCGUCUGGGGAAGGGCCAAUUCGGAGAAAGGGGGAGUCCGCUGGUCGAGGGGCUGUGGUCUGUUGUGGAGAAGGAGGGUGUUGUGGCAGGUAUGUUGGCCGAAGCGGAUGGUGCGACUCCUGGGACGGGUUCUUCCCGUCGUGCUGGACAGGAGAAAGAAGGUGACGCAGAGAAGGAGACGACGGAGAAUGCUACUACUGCUGGUGCUGGUGGAUCUAGUCGUCGACAACAUGCUAGCGCUACUGCGUGGGCAGUCGAGGGUGUCUGGUUAUGGCAGAUGGGGGGUGGAGGUGACCGGGGAGUCUUGAAGGAGGGAGCGAUUCGAUCUCAGUGAUUGUCAACCGUAUCUUGGUUUAUUAGCGAUUUCAUUAAUAAAAGUUGAAGAAUUCAUCAACAAUCAAACAUGC